CGCGGUGGCAGCUUUGGCGGCCGUGGCGGUGGUCGUGGAGGAUUCCAGCAGAGAGACUUUGGCCCGCCCGCACAGAUCCUUGAGAUGGGCAAGUUCAUGCACGCCUGCGAAGGCGAAAUGGUCUGCGAGUCGAUCAACCCCAAGGUCCCCCACUUCAACGCCCAGAUCUUCCUCGAGAACAAGACCGCCGUCGGCAAGGUCGACGAGGUCCUCGGCCCCAUCAACCAGGUCUACUUCACCAUCAAGCCCUCCGAGGGCAUCCAGGCGACAUCCUUCAAGGAGGGCGACAAGUUCUACAUUGGAAGCGAGAAGCUGCUGCCGCUCGACAAGUUCCUGCCCAAGCCCAAGCCCCCGCCCGGUGCGCCCAAGCCCAAGCGGGCUGGU
This is a messenger RNA of Emericellopsis atlantica, 384 nucleotides long. Its product is annotated as H/ACA ribonucleoprotein complex, subunit Gar1/Naf1. Gene Ontology annotation, cellular component: box H/ACA snoRNP complex. The annotation marks the transcript as partial. Lineage: Eukaryota; Fungi; Ascomycota; Sordariomycetes; Hypocreales; Bionectriaceae. The transcript has 3 exons. The record is from RefSeq and is a predicted model, not a curated record. Gene Ontology annotation, biological process: ribosome biogenesis; snoRNA guided rRNA pseudouridine synthesis. Gene Ontology annotation, molecular function: box H/ACA snoRNA binding.